Messenger RNA from Ixodes scapularis (black-legged tick), 2844 nucleotides. RefSeq names its product transcription initiation factor TFIID subunit 6. Gene Ontology annotation, cellular component: SLIK (SAGA-like) complex; SAGA complex; transcription factor TFIID complex. The transcript has 12 exons. Lineage: Eukaryota; Metazoa; Arthropoda; Arachnida; Ixodida; Ixodidae. Gene Ontology annotation, molecular function: transcription coactivator activity; protein heterodimerization activity; RNA polymerase II general transcription initiation factor activity. The coding region runs from base 158 to 2050 and encodes 630 amino acids. Gene Ontology annotation, biological process: RNA polymerase II preinitiation complex assembly; transcription initiation at RNA polymerase II promoter. The record is from RefSeq and is a predicted model, not a curated record.
UACCAGGUUUUAAGUGAAAGUGCACGCCUGAUCUCUGGGGAGGCUCCAAGUAACAUGGCGCCGUUUGUUCGUGGCGUUGUUCGGAAGGCUCCACGAUGAUUGUUUCUCGGUGUUUAGACACCGCUAUCGUACUUAAACUUAUAGAGCACUUUUCAACAUGGCUUCGAAAGAGUCAAGAACAGUUAGCAACCUUUCACCCGAGUCGAUGAAGGUUAUCGCGGAAUCUAUCGGAAUUUCGAAUUUACCCGAUGAAGCGGCCAAAGAGCUGGCGGAUGAAAUCACAUACCGCCUCAAAGUUACAGCGCAGGACGCAAGCAAGUUUAUGGGACAUGCAAAGCGGAGGCGACUUUCCACGGCCGACUUCGACAAUGCGCUGAAGAUGAAGAACGUUGAACCACUGUACGGAUUUCACUGUCCGGACUACGUGCCUUUCCGCUAUGCCAGCGGUGGGGGCCGGGAGCUCUUCUUUGUUGAGGAGAAAGAAUUGGAGCUGAACGACGUCAUCAGCUCGCAGCUGCCCAAACUACCUCUGGACGUUUCUAUAAAGGCCCACUGGCUAAGCAUAGAAGGAAUCCAGCCCACUGUUCCUGAGAAUCCACCACCGGUGUCCAAAGACCUGCAGCGGGUGGAGAGCAUUGAUCCCGUGACCAAGCUGAACAAGGCUGUGCUGCCAGGGAGCACCAAGGUGCCGGGGUUGCCCACCAAGCAGGAGCGCACCAAGCAUGUCGAGACGGUCAAGGUCAAACAGCUCGCAACACACGAACUCUCCGUGGAGCAGCAGUUGUACUACAAAGAAAUCACGGAGGCAUGCGUGGGGUCCGACGACUCUCGGAGAGCGGAAGCGCUGCAGAGCUUGGCUUCGGAUCCCGGUUUGCACCAGAUGCUGCCACGCUUGUGCACUUUCAUCUCGGAAGGGGUGAAGGUGAACGUCGUGCAGAACAAUCUGGCGUUCCUCAUCUACCUGAUCCGAAUGGUUAAAGCUCUACUGGACAACCAAACACUGUACCUGGAAAAAUAUCUUCACGAGCUGAUUCCGUCCGUGGCCACGUGCAUUGUAAGCCGGCAGCUCUGCACCAGACCAGACGUGGACAACCACUGGGCACUGAGGGACUUUGCCUCUCGGCUCAUGGCGCAGAUCUGCAAGAACUUCAACACGAGCACCAACAACGUGCAGACGCGAGUGACGCGCAUGUUCAGCCGGGCGCUGCAGAACGACAAGAUGCCACUGGCGUCCCACUACGGGGCUGUGUCAGGCCUGGCCGAGCUGGGGCCAGAGGUGGUGCGGUCGUUUGUGCUGCCCCGCAUUCGGCAGCUGGGAGAGAAGCUGCGGCAGGGCCUCGAAGAGCCCAGCACCUCCCCCGUGGACAAGAAGGCGGCCGAGCACAUCAAGCAGCUCGCCCUGCGGGUGGUGGCACCCGUGCUGAAGGCAACGCGCUCUCCGCCGGACAACCCGGACGAGUACCGGGCGGAGUACGGCUACCUGGGCCACCUGCUCCAUGCGCAGGUGGUGAGGGCACGCAUGCAGCCCACCACCACCGCAUCUGUGGCUCGCACCACGCUCACGGUGACGCAGCCAACCAGGUUACUCCAGGCGACGCCGCGUGCCCCGACCCUGGUACCGGCGCCACGCGUUCCCACCGCGACGCUGGCGGGCGGCACGCAGAAGUAUGUCAUCGUGACGUCCAACCCCCCUCGCCCCUCCGCCCCGCCGAGCCCCCUGACGGCCGCGACGAACAACGCGAGUGCGGCGGGCUCCACGCCGACGCUGGUCAAGAUAGUCACGGCGGCCCCGAGCCAGGGCGGGCUCCAGACCAAGGGAGUCACCUCCACGGCGCCGCUCACCAAGGUCGUCGUUGUGACCAUGGCGCAGCCACCUUCCUCUGUCGCCGUGAAGAGCGUGUUCUCGCCGGCACCCGUAUCGUCGCCGGUGCCGGCGUCGCAGCCCUUUGCCGCGGCAACGGCGCCUCUCUCCGACGGCGUGGGAAUGCAAGUGGCAAAUUCGACGGACGUCACAAUCAAGGAGGAGCCUGUGGAGAUGGACACCUCAUGAAGUGGCGUCUUCAGUUUUUAAAAGGGGGGGAGUACGUUGUGCCGCAACGUGCAACAAUUUUCACUUUUUUUUUUCUUUUAGUUUGGGGCGUUGUUUUCUCCGCACUCGUUGCACGAACAAUGUUGUAGAUACACGAUGUGGGGGGGGUUGAACCACUGCUCUUUUCUGCCCAUCACAUUGUUUCCUUUUUGGCCGGGUUUUGGUUGGUAAGAUUCGUGGUUUCGCUGGAGGGAAUCGAGUAGCAUACAGCUCGCCGAGGUUGGAGAGCAACUCCCAAAGAAAUCGGCGGUCGCGGCUCUGUUGGCGAAAACUGAGCAGCGUGAAACUAACGUUUCGCCGACCUUGAAACGUCGACAGCGCUCGCGACAGCGACACUUUGUUGCUUUAUAUAAGGAGUGCGAUUCGGGGGUCUAGGUAAUGAAGUGCGACGUUGGCACGAGGAACCUUGCAAGAAGGUGACUUCUGCCCUGGAUUUCCAAGGAUUUAGCUGUGACUCAAGCUUUUCUUCUUGCCAUUUCUGUAUUUGCAUUUUUUGGGGGGCUGGGAGGGGGUCAAUUUCUGGAGCCUAUUCCAAGUGUAAAUAAGAAUUAUGUAUAACGGUUAUUUUUGAGACUCCUAGUUUCCCCUGUUGCAGUUUGUUUCUUGUUGCUUUCUAGUACCCCUUUCCGUUCUCCCAUCACUCGAGACUGUUUAUGUAUAGCUCAGAGAAAUUGCAUCUUGAAAGCAAGCUCCCAAGAGUGACUUUUUCAGAGUGUUUCUUUCCUCCACCUAAUAAAACUGCCAUUCUUUAAGAA